Loxodonta africana (African savanna elephant) is the source of this 2404-nucleotide messenger RNA. It is a transcript of the gene CDH10, whose product is annotated as cadherin 10. NCBI's taxonomy places the organism in Eukaryota, Metazoa, Chordata, Mammalia, Proboscidea, Elephantidae. Gene Ontology annotation, biological process: cell morphogenesis; cell-cell junction assembly; adherens junction organization. The record is from RefSeq and is a predicted model, not a curated record. Bases 26 to 2404 code for a protein of 792 amino acids. Gene Ontology annotation, molecular function: cadherin binding; calcium ion binding. Gene Ontology annotation, cellular component: catenin complex; plasma membrane; adherens junction. The transcript is spliced from 12 exons.
GUUGGGAUUUGUCAAGAAGUGAACUAUGACAUUAUAUCAAUUUUUACUACUGUUUCUGUUCUGGAUAUGCCUGCCAAAUUUCUGUUCUCCAGAGAUACUGUUCAAAAGGACUUCUGUGCCCCAAAAAAGAAUUUUAGGUGCACGUGUACCAAGGAGUGAUGGCAAAAUUCUGCACCGUCAAAAACGUGGUUGGAUGUGGAAUCAGUUUUUCUUACUGGAAGAGUACACAGGAUCUGACUAUCAAUAUGUAGGCAAGCUUCAUUCAGACCAAGAUAAAGGAGAUGGAUCACUCAAAUAUAUUUUAUCUGGAGAUGGAGCUGGUACUCUUUUUAUUAUUGAUGAAAAAACAGGUGACAUCCAUGCCACAAGAAGAAUCGAUAGGGAGGAAAAGGCCUUUUAUACUCUCCGUGCACAAGCUAUUAACAGAAGAACUUUGAGGCCAGUAGAACCAGAGUCUGAGUUUGUGAUAAAAAUCCAUGAUAUCAAUGACAAUGAGCCAACGUUCCCAGAAGAAAUUUAUACAGCCACUGUUCCUGAAAUGUCCGUUGUAGGUACUUCGGUGGUGCAAGUCACAGCUACAGAUGCCGAUGACCCUUCGUAUGGGAACAGUGCCAGAGUCAUUUACAGCAUACUUCAAGGCCAACCCUAUUUCUCUGUGGAGCCUGAAACAGGUAUAAUCAGGACUGCUUUGCCAAACAUGAACAGGGAAAACAGAGAACAAUACCAAGUGGUAAUCCAGGCCAAAGACAUGGGUGGCCAGAUGGGUGGCUUAUCAGGGACCACCACAGUGAACAUCACACUUACCGACGUCAAUGACAAUCCGCCUCGCUUUCCCCAGAACACCAUCCAUCUUCGAGUUCUUGAAUCCUCCCCUGUUGGCACAGCCAUUGGAAAUGUAAAAGCAACUGAUGCUGACACUGGGAAAAAUGCUGAAGUAGAAUACCGAAUUAUUGAUGGCGACGGGACUGAUAUGUUUGACAUCAUAACUGAGAAGGACACACAGGAAGGGAUCAUAACCGUGAAAAAGCCACUUGACUAUGAGAGCCGAAGACUUUACACCUUGAAGGUUGAGGCAGAAAAUACCCAUGUGGACCCCCGUUUUUAUUACCUUGGACCAUUUAAAGAUACAACGAUUGUGAAAAUCUCCAUCGAAGAUGCGGACGAACCUCCUGUUUUUAGCAGAUCCUCCUAUUUGUUUGAGGUUCAUGAAGAUAUUGAAGUGGGCACAAUAAUCGGUACUGUAAUGGCAAGAGACCCAGAUUCUACUUCUAGCCCAAUUAGAUUUUCCUUGGAUCGCCAUACUGACCUUGACAGGAUCUUUAACAUACAUUCUGGAAAUGGAUCCCUUUAUACAUCAAAGCCACUCGACCGUGAAGUCUCUCAAUGGCACAAUCUUACUGUUAUAGCUGCUGAAAUCAACAAUCCCAAAGAGAUGACACGGGUGGCUGUUUUUGUGAGAAUUUUGGAUGUUAAUGACAAUGCCCCACAAUUUGCUGUGUUCUAUGACACUUUCGUAUGUGAAAAUGCCAGACCAGGACCCUUGUCAGGGCAGCCAGUGGUGACUAUAAGUGCAGUAGACAAAGAUGAUCCUUUAGGUGGACAGAAAUUUUUCUUCAGUUUAGCUGCUGUCAAUCCGAACUUCACAGUACAGGAUAAUGAAGAUAAUACUGCCAGAAUUUUAACCAGAAAAAAUGGAUUCAAUAGGCACGAAAUUAGUACUUAUCUCCUGCCCGUGGUGAUAUCAGACAACGAUUACCCAAUUCAGAGCAGCACGGGCACGCUGACCAUCCGUGUGUGUGCCUGCGACGGCCAAGGCAACAUGCAGUCCUGCAGCGCUGAAGCCCUGCUCCUCCCGGCCGGCCUCAGCACCGGGGCCUUGAUCGCCAUUCUCCUCUGCAUUAUUAUUCUGCUGGUUAUAGUAGUGCUGUUUGCAGCCCUGAAAAGGCAGCGGAAAAAAGAGCCUCUGAUCUUGUCGAAAGAGGACAUCAGAGACAACAUUGUGAGCUAUAAUGAUGAAGGUGGUGGAGAGGAAGACACCCAGGCCUUUGAUAUCGGCACCCUGAGGAAUCCUGCAGCUAUCGAGGAAAAGAAACUCCGGCGAGAUAUUAUUCCGGAAACUUUAUUUAUACCACGGAGGACUCCUACAGCCCCGGAUAACACCGAUGUCCGGGAUUUCAUUAAUGAAAGGCUAAAGGAGCAUGACCUUGAUCCCACCGCACCGCCAUACGACUCACUAGCAACCUAUGCCUAUGAAGGAAAUGAUUCAAUAGCUGAGUCUCUGAGUUCAUUAGAAUCAGGUACUACUGAAGGAGACCAAAAUUACGAUUACCUCCGAGAUUGGGGCCCUCGGUUUAACAAGCUAGCGGAAAUGUAUGGUGGCGGAGAAAGCGACAAAGACUCUUAA